Messenger RNA from Pelodiscus sinensis (Chinese soft-shelled turtle), 592 nucleotides. The record is from RefSeq and is a predicted model, not a curated record. Lineage: Eukaryota; Metazoa; Chordata; Testudines; Trionychidae.
CAGAAUUAAGAGUCUUAUGUUAUUUCACUGUAGAAAGCAGACUUCUCCAAAGUGUUCGUGAAUGAGGAAGGAGCUUCUACCAUGGCUGCCGAGCUGGAUUUCUCCCCCCCUGAAGUUCCAGAGCCAACAUUCAUGGAGAAUGUGCUGCGAUACGGACUUUUUUUUGGAGCCAUUUUCCAGCUGAUCUGUGUAUUGGCCAUAAUCCUCCCAAUUUCAAAGUCUCAUAAGACAGACUCUGACUGUUUUGAGUCUAAAAGUUCAGAGGUGGUGAAGAAGCCGAAGAUGGUUGCUCCACAGCUGAGCAAGAAACCCAAAAAGGAAACUAAGAAGAAGAGGUAAAAGGCCUCGUAAAGGAACCUUAAAGACAAGUGGACUGCACACAGCCAGAUGGUUAAUUUAACUGUCCUGGUUAGCAUGAAUCAUCUCACCUCUGAUGGGGAAGGACAGCUUAUACUUUCCUUUCCUCCAUGCUGGUCAGGAUGUAAAAUGAAAGCGUGGAAUGGGAGGCGUGUGUUGUGCCACUGAAGAUACUUUUUUCUAAGUUCUUUUAAAGACAGAUGGAUCGAAUGAAUCAAAGACAUCAUACUGCCCA